AUGAACAUUACGGGAUCUUCAGAUUUUGUAUGGGCAAUUGAACUACAUCGUUUAGGCUUGAAACUAAUAGGUUUGUGGCCUUCAACCGAUGAAGUUUCUAAGAAAAAAUUUGGAUCUAACAUUCGCGUGGGUUUCAUUUUCAUUACCGUAAUAUUCGUCUCUGGUAUACCGCUUGUAUGCGCGCUUAUACGAGUUUGGGGCGACAUGGUACUUAUGAUAGAUAAUUUACGAAUUACGUUACCUCUUAUAGUGGUUUCAUUUAAAUUUAUUAUUAUGCGAUGGAAACGAAAAGUUCUUUUAUCCAUUGUGAAUAUGAUGGCGGAAGAUUGGAUGUCAUUAAAAUUAAACACAGAGAGAGAUGUAAUGAUAAAACGAGCACGAUCAGCUCGAUUACUCAUAAUUUUUGGAUAUGUUUUAAUGACAUUUGCCUUUAUCAUGUUAAUUAUUUUUCCUUGCUUUGAUAUACAAAUAAGACACAUAACAAAUCUUACCGAUCGGAAAAAACCGUUACCACUGCAGACGUAUUAUUACUACAAUACAGAUAAAAGUCCGCAAUUUGAGUUGACAUUUCUUGUUCAAGCCGUGACGAUUUCUCUAGCAGGUAUAAUUUAUACAUCAGUAGAUGCUUUUCUUGGGCUCGUGAUCUUUCACAUCUGUGGCCAAUUAGAAAACUUCAGACGCCGUUUACCCAAUUUGAUUUUGUGCAAAAAUUUUAAUCGAGCUCUGAAUAACAGCGUAGUGUAUCAUUUAAGACUCAUCAGAUUUGCUAGUAACAUUGAAAAAAUGUUCUCAUUAAUGAUGCUUGGAUUGUUAAUUUAUUUUGGUAUCGUAUUUUGUCUAUGUGGAUUUUUACUUCUUAGUGUAGUUACUGAUCAAAAGAUAAAUAAUGUGAAUAUCGCACAAGCAAUUUAUAUGGCAAUUGCUGCUGUUAUCUUAUUGACGCAUACAUUUCUGUAUUGUGGUGCCGGGGAGCUUGUAAUAGGGCAACUUUUAAAAACAUCUGCUGGCUACAUAUCGUUCCUACUGGCAAAAGGAAGUUGA
This is a messenger RNA of Cyphomyrmex costatus, 1041 nucleotides long. RefSeq lists its product as uncharacterized. Gene Ontology annotation, cellular component: plasma membrane. The record is from RefSeq and is a predicted model, not a curated record. Bases 1 to 1041 code for a protein of 346 amino acids. Gene Ontology annotation, biological process: detection of chemical stimulus involved in sensory perception of smell; sensory perception of smell. NCBI's taxonomy places the organism in Eukaryota, Metazoa, Arthropoda, Insecta, Hymenoptera, Formicidae. The transcript is spliced from 6 exons. Gene Ontology annotation, molecular function: olfactory receptor activity; odorant binding.